Molecule: messenger RNA, 3465 nt
Organism: Artibeus jamaicensis (Jamaican fruit-eating bat)
Lineage: Eukaryota; Metazoa; Chordata; Mammalia; Chiroptera; Phyllostomidae
Product: contactin-6
Exons: 26
Coding region: 1-3465 (1154 amino acids)
Biological process (GO): cell-cell adhesion
Molecular function (GO): protein binding
Source: RefSeq, a predicted model, not a curated record
AUGGCUGGAAAGGGACAGACCUGGAACCUGAACCCAGAUGGAGCCAACCCCAAACCCAAGGAGGCCCUACAGCCUCACAAGGCCUUCAGCGAGUUUCUGUCAGUGGCUGAGAAUGGGGGCAGUGACCUGGAUGGCGCAGGGGCACCGCUCUCAGAAGCAGUCCUGGUCUCUCUGACUGAGAGGACCCUUGAAGGUGACCCGCCUUUCUCAGAGCUGCCCACGCCACAUGAGGCGGAACCCCGGGGCGGCUCCCUGGAGGUGGAGGCCAGGUCCCGGCCUCUGAUUCACCCCCAGCCGGGCAUCAGGGAGGCCGAGGCAGUGCCCGGCUACCUGGAACGUCGACUCCCCACCCUCUCCCGUGUCCGGGCUGUCGUGGGCCCGGCCAAGGCUCCCGGCCCCACUGCCCUCGGUGGCGGUCCUUUCAGCUGCCCCUCCUUCACCCAGGAGCCACAGGAUGUCACCUUCCCCUUGGAUCUGUCACAGUCUGAAAUCACCCUGAGCUGUGCCGCGAGUGGCCACCCCCGUCCGCAUUACAGGUGGAGGCACAAUGGCACAGACCUGGACUUUUCCACGAGUUCUCACUACAGGCUGGAGGGAGGCAGCUUGGUGAUCGGCGGCCCGCACCCAGACCGAGACGUCGGCACGUACCAGUGCCUGGCCACCAACCCGCUGGGCACGGUUCUGAGUCGGCAGGCGGCGCUCCGAUUUGCCUAUAUCGAAGACUUCGAGACCAGAGCUAGGAGCGCAGUGUCUGUCCGCGAGGGCCAAGGUGUGGUGCUGCUCUGUGGCCCUCCGCCGCACUCCGGAGACCUGUCCUACGCCUGGGCCUUCAAUGACAGCCCUUUGGACGUCCAGGAGGACGGCCGACGGUUUGUCUCUCAAGAGACGGGCAACCUGUACAUCGCCAAGGUGGAGCCAUCUGACGUGGGCAACUACACCUGCUCCGUGACAAACGAGCGUGCGCAGAGGAGUGUGCGAGGCCCGCCCACGCCACUGGUGCAGCGGCCAGACGGUGUGAUGGGGGAAUACGAGCCAAAGAUCGAGGUGCGCUUCCCCGACCCGGCGCUCGCCGCCAAGGGCUCCUCUGUGAAGCUGGAAUGCUUCGCCCUCGGAAAUCCAGUCCCCGACAUUAGUUGGAGGAGGUUGGAUGGAAGCCCGUUGCCAGGGAAAGUCAAGUACAGCAAAUCCCAGGCUACCCUUGAAAUCCCGAACUUUCAACAGGAAGAUGAAGGCUUCUACGAGUGCACGGCGGGCAACCCGCGCGGGAGGAACCGAGCGAAGGGCCACCUCCUGUUCUACGCCCCUCCGGAGUGGGAGCGGACGAUUCAGAACGCACACCUGUCUGUCUACGGCAGCCUGCACUGGGAGUGCCGGGCCCGCGGGAGGCCGCGCCCCUGGUACAGGUGGCUGAAGAACGGGGAGCCCCUCCGCCCACAGGAAAGAAUUCAAAUAGAAAAUGGGACACUUAUCAUAACUGUGCUGAAUGUGUCAGAUUCUGGCGUCUACCAAUGUGCUGCUGAAAACAAAUACCAGAUAAUUUAUGCAAAUGCAGAAUUGAGAGUAUUAGCUUCAGCUCCCGAUUUCUCCAAAAAUCCCAUCAAAAGGAAUUCGGUCGUCCACGUGGGCGGAGACGCUGCCAUCGAGUGCCGGCCCCAGGCCUUCCCCAGGGCCACGGUCUCCUGGAGGAGGGGGGCGCAGAGCCUGCGGCAGAGCGGAAGGGUAUCUGUCUCGGAGGACGGCAGCCUGAAGAUACACAAUGUGACCAGGUCAGACGCGGGCCCCUACACCUGCAUUGCCUCCAACCAGUUCGGGGUGGCGAAGAACACAGGCAGCCUCAUCGUGAAAGAGCGUACUGUCAUCACCGUGCCACCGUCCCCGAUGGACGUCGCCGUCGGCGAGAGCAUCGUGCUGCCCUGCCAGGUGUCUCGCGACCCCUCCGUAGAAGUCGCCUUUGCCUGGUCUUUCAACGAACACGCCAUCGACGAAGGAAAGGCGGUACCCCAUUUCGAACGGAUCGGAGGAGAAUCUGUCGGAGACCUGAUGAUAAGGAAUAUUCAGCUAAGCCAUUCGGGGAAAUACCUCUGCACGGUGAGGACGGCUCUGGAAACCUUGUCUGCCGCAGCCGAAGUCAUCGUCAGAGGCCCCCCAGGUCCCCCCCAGGACGUCAGAGUGGACCUGGUCUCCAGCACCACGUCCCAGGUCAGCUGGAGGCCGGGCGCGGACAACAACAGCCCGGUGCAGGCGUUCGCCGUGCAGGCCCGGACCCCCUUCUCCGUGGGGUGGCAGGCGGUCUCCACCGUUCCAGAAAUUCUCGGCGGUCAGACGUUCAACGCGACAGUGGUGGGCCUGAGUCCGUGGGUGGACUAUGAGUUCCGGGUGGUUGCCGGGAACAGCGUUGGGAUCGGGGAGCCCAGCCGCCCGUCCGGACUGUUCAGGACCAAGGCAUCGGUGCCUGCCGUGGCCCCUGCCAACAUCCAUGGAGGCGGAGGAAGCCGGACCGACCUCGUCAUUACGUGGGAGCCCGUGCCGGAGGAGCUCCAGAGCGGAGGGGAGUUCGGCUACCUGGUCAUGCUGCGGCCGGUCGGCGCGGCCGCCUGGACCACGCACAGGGUGCCGGCGGCGGAGUCCUGCAGGUUUGUGUACAGAAACGAGAGCGUCAGCCCCCUCUCUCCCUUCGAAGUCAGAGUGGGCGUGUACAACAGCGAAGGGGACGGGGCGCUGAGCGCUGUGGCCAUCAUCUACUCCGGGGAGGACGAACCGCAGCUGGCCCCGAGGGGGACGUCGGCCCAGAGUUUCUCUGCUUCGGAAAUGGAGGUGUCAUGGACGGCCAUCGCCUGGAACAGGAAUGCGGGGCGAGUGCUGGGCUACGAGGUCCUGUACUGGACAGACGACUCCCGGGAGCCCUCCACUGGCCAGGUGCGAGUCAGCGGGAACGUCACGGCCAAGACCAUCAGGGGGCUGAAGGCAAACACCGUGUACUUUGCCUCGGUCAGAGCUUACAACACGGGCGGGGCGGGGCCCUCAAGCCCCCCGGUCAACGUCACCACCAAAAAGUCUCCGCCGAGCCAGCCGCCCGCGAACAUCGCCUGGAAGCUGACGGACUCCAAGCUCUGCCUGAACUGGGAGCACGUGCGGACCAUGGAGAACGAGUCGGAGGUUCUGGGCUACAAGAUCCUGUACCGGCACAGCCGACAGAGUGAGACCCACGUUCUGGAAACGAACGCCACGUCCGCGGAGCUGCUGGUCCCGCGCGGGGAGGACUACCUGGUGGAGAUCAGGGCGGUCAGCGACGGCGGGGACGGGAGCAGCAGCGCGGAGAUCAGGAUCCCCAGGGUGUCCAGUCUGAGUUCUGCAGGAGUUCCGGUUUCAGAACCUGGCGCCCGGUUCCCGUCAGUUGCCGCUGCGAUUUCUUCCUGCUUUGCUCUUUGCCCGCUCGUACGACGAAUGAACCCAUCCGUCUGGUGA